Messenger RNA from Protopolystoma xenopodis, 261 nucleotides. The record is from the annotation of a GenBank genome assembly. Lineage: Eukaryota; Metazoa; Platyhelminthes; Monogenea; Polystomatidea; Polystomatidae.
AUGUUACUCUUCCUCUUCCCCACCCCUUCUCACAGCCCCCCAUCCCACCACAUAUAUCUACUGUCCAUCAUGUCUGCCUUUGUCCCAUCGCCACAUCGGGUGCCUCCAUGUGUUCAGGCCAGCCUCCAAAUCAAAUGUAGCCUCUGCUCUUUGGAGAAAAUUAUGAGUCGGCGGCCUGACGACUGUCCGCCAGGCUGCAGGCGCCCAGACAGUGUUUACAUCACGCAUCUCUCCUACUCUCAGCUCGGCAUAAUGACGUAG